AGUGAAAAAGAGAGUGAUUUCUUUUUCGAACUGUCCAUUCGAAGUGUUACGAUAUAGUUUGGCAAUCAUUUUCCAUUUAACUUUCCUUGCGAAUGUUUUGGUAGAAAAAUACAUACAGUGAUCUUACGUGGGUUUAAGCAUAAUUAACUUUUCUUUAGAAGGCAGUGAAGUUUCUUGUAAAAGUAUGCAUCGUGCGUAUCAGCCGAUCACACCAGCCAACAAUAAACUGUUGAAGAAACGAUGGGACGACAGACGUUUUGAUCGGCAUAGACAGAAAGUUCGAAGUGCACAGGCAGUGAUCGACAACAAGCCUCCUCAGACGUACAUGCACCUGCACCUCAAACUGAAGAAACUACAGGUGGAGGAGGAACGUCUUGCGAUCAUCGAGAGAGACAAUCGCAUCCUCUUGGAGAAGAUGUGCUACAUCAUGCGGACGAGGGGAAGGGUGGACUGCGAGAAUGACUACGAACAGAAGAGCCUAAACAGGACCAAACGACAGAGGGAAAUUCUCCGCGUGACCCACGAGAACCAGGCCAUACUCCGGCGGAUCCUGUCCAAGGAGGCCAACUACAGCCAUCAACAGUGGGAACACGAGUGGGCGUUGAACAAACAGUACAUGGCAAAUAUUGCUAAGUACCCACAAAACUACACAUUGACCAAGAACGAACGCAAGUUCUAUGAGCAUCAACAACAGCAACAACAACAACAACGUCAACAACAACGGCAAGAGGCAGCAAAGAACUCAAAGGUAGAAACAAUGAAAUCAGUUAUUCAUAAAAUUUACAUAUUUUACUUCAUCUUUCAAGUUUCACAACAUAAGAUUUAUGCACAAUGUGUAUAUUAAUAACAAUAUACAGGAUAUUUACUCAAUGGAAAUUCCAAGAGUUGCGUGGUGUAGAAAAGGAGAAAAUUGUUUCAAUUCGGAUGAACACAUUCA
Molecule: messenger RNA, 937 nt
Organism: Patiria miniata (bat star)
Lineage: Eukaryota; Metazoa; Echinodermata; Asteroidea; Valvatida; Asterinidae
Product: sperm axonemal maintenance protein CFAP97D1-like
Exons: 4
Coding region: 185-844 (219 amino acids)
Source: RefSeq, a predicted model, not a curated record